Messenger RNA from Stegastes partitus (bicolor damselfish), 1386 nucleotides. RefSeq names its product aldolase b, fructose-bisphosphate (gene aldob). Gene Ontology annotation, molecular function: fructose-bisphosphate aldolase activity. NCBI's taxonomy places the organism in Eukaryota, Metazoa, Chordata, Actinopteri, Pomacentridae. The record is from RefSeq and is a predicted model, not a curated record. The transcript has 9 exons. Gene Ontology annotation, biological process: glycolytic process. Bases 115 to 1209 code for a protein of 364 amino acids.
AAAUACGGCUUUUUACCUACUUUUCGGCCUUCUCGAUCAGUGCAAUUGCUGCUGGGAGGCUACAGAGGCCAUUGGACACUUGUGCUGCCGUCGCUGUUUGAUAAAACUGUCAAGAUGACUCAUCAGUACCCAUCCCUGUCUACGGAGCAGAAGAAGGAGCUCUCUGACAUUGCUCAGAGGAUUGUAGCUCCAGGAAAGGGAAUCCUGGCUGCAGAUGAGUCAACAGGCACCAUGGGGAAGCGUCUCCAGAAAAUCAACGUGGAGAACAACGAGGAGAACCGUCGAACCUUCCGUGACAUCCUCUUCUCCUCCGACCCUUCCAUCUCUAACAGCGUGGGUGGUGUCAUCUUCUUCCACGAGACGCUCUACCAGAAAUCAGACAGCGGCAAGCUCUUCCCCCAAGUCGUCAAGGACAAGGGCAUCGUUGUUGGCAUCAAGGUGGACAAAGGCACAGCUGGUCUGAAUGGAACAGAUGGAGAGACCACCACACAAGGUCUUGACGGCCUCUCGGAGCGCUGCGCCCAGUACAAGAAGGACGGCUGCGACUUUGCCAAGUGGAGGUCUGUGCUCAAGAUCUCAGAUGGCUGCCCCUCAGCUCUUGCCAUCGCAGAGAACGCCAACGUCCUUGCCAGAUAUGCCAGUAUCUGCCAACAGAAUGGCCUGGUGCCUAUUGUGGAGCCAGAGAUCCUGCCUGAUGGAGACCACGACCUGCAGCGAUGCCAGUAUGUCACAGAGAAGGUGCUGGCUGCUGUGUACAAGGCUCUGUCUGAUCACCAUGUGUACCUGGAGGGCACCCUGCUGAAGCCCAACAUGGUCACCGCUGGACACUCCUGCACUAAGAAGUUCACCCCUCAGCAGGUUGCUAUGGCAACAGUGACCGCUCUGAGGCGCACCGUCCCCGCUUCGGUGCCCGGCAUCUGCUUCCUGUCUGGAGGCCAGAGUGAGGAGGAGGCCUCUGUCCACCUGAACGCCAUCAACCAGGUGCCCCUCCAUCGCCCCUGGAAGCUCACCUUCUCCUACGGCCGCGCACUCCAGGCCUCUGCUCUGGCAGCCUGGCAGGGCAAAGCCGCCAACAAGAAAGCUUCCCAGGACGCUUUCUGCAACAGGGCCAAGAUCAAUGGCCUGGCUGCUAAAGGAGAGUACAAGCCCACCGGCUCAGCUGACCAGUCCUCCAUGCAGUCUCUGUACACUGCCAGCUAUGUCUAUUAAAUACUGUGAACACCAAAAAAAGAAAAUUGCACAUGGACCAAAUAUGACUACAAGAAGUUCUUCUGCCGGUUCUACCACCAACGCCAGGGGAAGACUUCUCUCAUAGUGUUGAACUACUGUUUGUCUUCUUAAUGAAAUGACUGGAAAUGAAUUAAAAGACCAAAAAGUUUUUUGAAA